AUGGCUCCAACCGCUGAAGUUGGAGGGGCUAUUAGUAUCGUUUCGAUAUGUGCCGCAACUGCAAUCCUCUACGUCGUGGGGACCAUAGUCUACAGGCUUUACUUCCACCCGCUAGCAAAAUUCCCCGGGCCGAUCCAUUGGCGUAUUUCUAAUAUCCCGAUGGUGUAUCACAUUUUUAAAGGAGACAUACCUUUUAGAGUAGCUAAAAUCCACUACAAAUAUGGCAAAAGCAUUCGAAUCUCGCCCACUGAAGUCCUCUUCAGCGACCCUCAAGCAUUCAAGGAGAUUUAUGGCCAUCGUCCGCCUGGCACCGAAGAGCUUUCUAAGGACAAAGAUCUAUACAAUUUAUUACCAGACCGACCUACGACUAUCAUCGACGCCCCUCGAGACGAACAUGGCUCCCUUCGUCGGCAACUUUCACACGGAUUCUCGGAUAAGACGAUGCGAGAGCAAGAGCCUAUUAUUAAUGAGUAUAUAGACUUACUCAUACAACGACUCCAUGAGAACUGUGGGCGCGGACCGCUUGACUUGCGCGAGUGGUUUAACUGGACUACCUUUGACAUUAUCGGGGACCUCGGCUUCGGUUCCUCGUUCGGAUGCUUGGAGGGCUCAUCUUACCAUCCCUGGGUAGCACUCGUUAUAAAAUCACUGAAGGAAAGCGCUUACUUCCAGGCUUUGGUUCGACUUGGAUUUCGUCCGCUGGUCAACUUUUUAUAUAGGGGAGGGUAUAUGACGAAGAACAGCGAGUAUCUGGAAUUGGUAUCGAAUAAGCUUCAAGAGAGAAUUAAGCUUGGUGUCGAGAGACCGGACCUUAUCGAGGGCUUGAUCAAGUCGAGGGAAAAGCUUAACCUCAAUUUGGGCCAGAUGGUGGGAAAUGCUAGUCUGCUUAUUAUCGCGGGCUCAGAGACUACGGCUACACUGUUGAGUGGAGCGGCGUUCCUACUUACGACUAAUAGGCAUUGUCUUGAGAAGUUGACGGAGGAGGUUCGGUCGACUUUCAAAAGUGAGGAUGAGAUUACUUUGACUUCUGUUGGAAAUUUGCACUACAUGCUUGCAUGUCUUAACGAAGCGUUCCGAUGUUACCCUCCCGUUCCAGGUGAUCUUACGAGAACCGUACCGAAAGGAGGCACUACUAUUUGCGGAGAAUAUGUGGCAGAGGGUACAACCGUCGCUGUCUGGCAGUGGGCCAUCAACCACAACCCCCUCUAUUGGACUGACCCAAUGGUAUACGCUCCAGAGCGAUGGAUGGGCGACCCGAAAUAUGAAGGCGAUAGACUCGAUGCGGUACAACCGUUUUCAGUUGGUCCUAGGAAUUGUCUUGGUAGGAACCUGGCGUAUUCUGAGAUGCGCCUCAUUUUGGCAAGGGUCAUCUAUAACUUCGAUAUGGUCCUUGCUGACGAUCCAGUUAAUCAACGCUGGUUAGAGGAUCAGAAGGUAUAUGUUAUAUGGGAGAAACCACCACUAAAGGUCCACUUGGCCCCGGUUGUGAAGAAAUCGGGUUAA
Hypoxylon trugodes is the source of this 1503-nucleotide messenger RNA. Its product is annotated as cytochrome P450. Bases 1 to 1503 code for a protein of 500 amino acids. NCBI's taxonomy places the organism in Eukaryota, Fungi, Ascomycota, Sordariomycetes, Xylariales, Hypoxylaceae. The record is from RefSeq and is a predicted model, not a curated record. Gene Ontology annotation, molecular function: heme binding; iron ion binding; monooxygenase activity. The transcript has 7 exons.